AUGGGGGCCAGUAAAGAUGAGUUGCUCAAGGUGGCCCGAACCGUGGGGUAUGAGAUUCCGGAGGGCGAAGUCGAUGACUACAAAAUACUGUUCGAUAGGGCAAAAGACUAUACACCAACACCAGAUGUUAACCUCAUGCCAAGGAGAAACGUGCAUUUCCCCGAGAAGUCGGAAAACCAUCUGAACGCUUGGGCUUGGCGGUGCGAAUGCACUCAUGUCAACCCUUCGUCGAGUCUGCUUAAAGGCAAGACUGUAUGCCUGAAGGAUAAUAUUGCGUUUGCCCAGGUUCCGUGUCUGCUGGGAACAGACUCGUUCACGGACUGGACACCAACGGUGGAUGCCACAGUCGCCACACGCAUCCUUGAGGCAGGUGGGACAAUCUCUGGCAAGGCCGUGUGCGAGAACCUUUCUCGAGGAGCUGUCUCUGUCAGUGCUGCUACGGGCCCCGUACAUAAUCCCUAUGCCCAUGGGUACACAGCGGGUGGGAGCAGCUCAGGCACAGCAGCUUUAGUUGCCAGCGGUGCAUCGGAUAUGGGCAUUGGGUGUGACCAGGGAGGAAGCAUACGUAUUCCAGCGGCCAUGUGUGGUCUAUGGGGUAUGAAGGCGACUCUGGGUCUUGUCCCGUACACCGGUAUCGCAAGCAACGAUGCCAGCGUGGACUUCGUGGGCCCCAUUACACAAACAUGUAUGGAUUGUGCAGCACUCUUGGAAGCAAUUGCUGGAGUUGAUGAAUUUGAUGAUCGUCAGGUCGCUGGAUGCCCGUUCCCGGGGCAAGUACCAAAGUAUGCAGCAGACCUCACGAAGUCCGGCAAGGAUGGCGCCAAGGGGCUGAGAAUUGGGAUAUUAAAAGAGUCCCUGGACAGUCCGGUCCUGGAUGAUGCAAUGAAGGAGAAAUUCUAUGCCGCAGCCAAGGAGUUCGAAAAGCUUGGCGCAAGUGUAGAAGAGGUCUCGGUGCCACUGCAUGGAUCAGCUAGAGUGAUCUACAGCGUCAUGAGCAAAAUGGGAAACCAUAUGGGAAUGUUAGGCCGUGCAACAGGCCGGAGGCAACUUAUGAUGACGGAUCUUUUCCAAAAGAAGAACUUCCCGUAUUCUCAGGAGGCUCUUUCAAAGAUGAGCGUUUUCAGCAGAGAAGGUCUCUUCUCUGGAGAGCUGGGCUGGACAAACUACCCUUAUGCAUACUCCAAGGCAGUCAACCUCAGUCGGAAGCUGAAGGAUGAUUACAACGAGGCUCUGAAGAACUUUGACCUUCUCCUUAUGCCAACUACCUUGCGGCCGUCCUUCCCCCUGCCGGCUGCGGACUGCAGCCCUGUGGAACACCUGGAAGCAAAUAAGGGCAUGACAGAAAACACAGCUCCGUUCAAUGCUAGCGGCCAUCCCGCAUUGGCGAUGCCGAUUGGAUUCAUUCCUUCAAAAGAAAACCCCGAUAUCCAGGUUCCCGCAAGCAUGCAACUCGUUGGUAGAUUUUGGGAGGAAGCUACUAUUUUCAAAGCAGCUUAUGCAUGGGAGAAGACAGUGGACUGGAAGAAGUUCUGA
This is a messenger RNA of Neoarthrinium moseri, 1533 nucleotides long. RefSeq lists its product as uncharacterized. NCBI's taxonomy places the organism in Eukaryota, Fungi, Ascomycota, Sordariomycetes, Amphisphaeriales, Apiosporaceae. The transcript has 2 exons. The record is from RefSeq and is a predicted model, not a curated record. Gene Ontology annotation, molecular function: catalytic activity. The coding region runs from base 1 to 1533 and encodes 510 amino acids.